This is a messenger RNA of Saccharomyces kudriavzevii IFO 1802, 2028 nucleotides long. It is a transcript of the gene FUS2, whose product is annotated as Fus2p. Bases 1 to 2028 code for a protein of 675 amino acids. Gene Ontology annotation, molecular function: guanyl-nucleotide exchange factor activity. Lineage: Eukaryota; Fungi; Ascomycota; Saccharomycetes; Saccharomycetales; Saccharomycetaceae. The record is from RefSeq and is a predicted model, not a curated record. The transcript has a single exon.
AUGUUUAAGACUUCUUAUAACUUGUACGAUCUCAACUAUCCAACGAACAGUUCAUUGACGCCGAUUAGAGACUAUAAAAAUGACUAUUUUCAUAGACACGAUGACAAAUUACCUGAAAUAGUCAGAACCCCCAGUAGAAAGUUAUCCAAACGCGAAAACAAAGUCAAUGAUAAGAAAUUCACUAAUAAACGACCAGCAAGCCUUGACUUGCAUUCCAUAGUGGAAAGUUUGAGUAGCAAAAGAAUUUAUUCACCUAUCAAUACAGAGAUAUUUCAGAAUGUGGUCAGGUUGGAUUCAAGCCCUCGAGUUUCUAACUCUUCCUGUGGGGAAUGCAAGUUUUAUAAGGUUGUGCAGGAGCUGUACAUUUCUGAGAUUAAAUACUAUGAUAAUCUGCUGAUAGCCAAUAAUGUGUACAGAAAAGCGUUAAACGCUGACCCUAGAUUCAAGAACAAACUAAUCAAACCUGGUUCAAGUGACGAGCUAUUACUCUUUGGAAAUAUUGACACCAUUGCCUCAAUUAGCAAAAUACUUGUAUCGACAAUAAAAGAAUUGCUUCUGGUCAAACAACGUGGGAAGACCCUAGAUGCAAAUGAAUGGGAAAAAAUAAUCAAUGGCAAUGAGAUCCAACAACAGCUAUAUUCAACUUUUGAUAUUUCAGAGGCAUUCGAGCAACAUUUGUUGAGAAUUAAAUCAACUUAUAUGAGUUAUUUCGUCAGUCAUCAAAAACAGAUGGAGCUAUUCACUACAUUGAGAACGAACAAAAAUAAUGUCUUUAACAAGUGGUAUGAAUAUUGUUUAAAAGAAGGUGGCUGCUUAAAAUUAGAGGAUAUCUUACAGAGCCCAAUGUUGAGGUUAAAUGAAUGGAUUGAUACUUUGGAAACUUUAGAAAGUUGUUUCGAGGAUACAAUAUCUUUGAAAAUGGGUUCAAAACUGUGUCCAACAAAAAGAAAAUAUUCUUUGUUCGCCAAUAAGCUAGACACUGAGGUCUCUGAAUACGAGAGUAAUACCAUGUAUAAUUUCAGUUUAACUCCAUCAGAGAUCAUACAAAGUUAUGAUGAAGACCAGUUUACUCAUCUUUUAAAGCCUCCUGACAACCAAAACAGAAGAAAAAGUUACUAUUCUCCACAAGAAAAUGAUCCUGGUAAGCGCAGGGUUCCUUCUCUCCUCUCUGGUUCAUCAAGUUACUACUCGGAUGUUUCUGGACUAGAAAUUGAUAGCAAUAAUUCAAGUGCUCCAAUUGGAAGUGAUCUUUCAGAAGUGGAUGAAGUAACAGAUUUUUUUACUUUAGCGGACCAUAUUAGUAAAUUCAAAAAAGUUAUGAAAAAUUUGUUGGAAUUACAAAAGCACUUAUUGAAAAACAAUCUUUCAGGUAUUAUUGACUCCAGUUUGAGAAGAAUAAAUGCAUGGAAAAAAGUUAUUGAGUGCGAAGCACCUUCUGGUGCAUUUUUUGAACACGAUAACCUAAUAUCUACGAUGUGUUCAUCGUACAUAGACAAACUACAUGAACAGAAAAAUCAAGUGACUAUUUUGAAGCUGACAGAACUUGAAACCAAUGUGACUAUUCCACUUGCAAAAAUUAUAGCCCAUUGUAGCACCAUUAAAAGUAAACUAAAGGAUUUACAAGCUCUGAAGAAAGAUUACAUGCUAUUUUUGCAAGAAAAGAAGGCAAACGUUCGGGAUGUAAAGCGUGACUUGCUGGGGAUGCAUUUUCAAAACUUGCAAAACCAAAUGAAGAGAGAGUUACCGGUCUUUAUCACCUUGAUCCAUGAUACUGUUAAAUGUAUCUUACUGAAUUAUAACGAUAUUCUCCUAAAAUAUCUAGAAAUUAUUUCUGGUGGAAAAAAAUACCUGCAAAAGGAUCUCGAGAAUAUGUCUUCAAGCGAUCCUACAGGCCUAAUUAAGAAUCUUGAUAUCUUACAGUGCUACUCUAAAUCACGAUACAUGACAAAACGCAUGGUAAGAAAAGAUUGGCCUUUCCCUGGAGAUCCUAGUGGAAGCCGUGUUGUCAGAAAAUUAUUUGAACUAUAA